GCCAAAGAUAAUUAUAAAGAAACACGAACUGAAGAAACAUUUGUUAUUCCAAUUUCAUACAAAGAUGCUGUUCAAAUAUUAGAGGAAUAUGGAUUCAUAAUAAUUGUUGGUGGGCCAGGAAGUGGAAAGACUACAUUUGCAAACUACAUGGUGAAGGAGAACUUCACGGGUUUUACUGUAAAUUACAUGAAACCAAAACAGACAACAUUACCAGAACUCACGAAUGACCAGGGUAAUGUUGUUGUCUGGGAUGAUUGCUUUGGAAUAUGGAAUGUCUGUAAUUUAGAGGAAAAUGAAAGGGCUAAUGUAAGAAAUACAGUUAUGAAUUUAAUUGAUAAUUGUAAAAAUAAGGAAAACCAUAAAGCCAUUAUUUGUAUAGAUUCCACUUUUGUUGAAAAACAACUAAAGGAUGAAAUAAGACGGAACAUUUUCAAUCUUUCUGAAGCCUAUCGAACCCAACUUAGCAGAGAAAGAUUCCGAAACAUGUUUGACAGAAGAAUAUACUUUUCGAACAUUUCGGAAGACGUAGGAUUUCCUCUGUUGGUUAAAUUGAUUGUUGAAGAUCAUUGCCCUAUCGAGCAAACCGAGGAAUUCAUGAAAAAUCCUAUACCCAAACUUAAUGAAAAUUUCCAUGAUCUUUUUCAAAAAGACAGAGAUAUGUAUGUAACACUUGUUUACGUUCUCUGUAACACUCCCUCUGUGAAUCAAAGAGAAAUAGAUUGGAAGGCAUGGGUAAAAUUAAGAGACGAAUGUGCGAGUAAGGAUGAUGGCAGCAACAAUCAACAACAGAAAAGAAGUUAUGAAUACAGUCAAUUAGAGGAAGCCAAAAACCUUGCUAAGGGACGGAAUCUUAUUUACAAAAACCCCAAAUGUAUUGAACUGAAUUCAACCUUGCUGAAAUAUUUGGAAAAAACCGAAAACCAAGACGUUUUUGCAUUCCGCCAUCAUUUUCUUGCUCAACUUCUCCUUUGCUUUCACAAUGAAAAGGUUGGAAGUAACGGAAUAUUAGAAGUGGCCAACGAGGAAAUUAAAUCGGUUGUCAAGAGAUUACAGUCGUCAAUCUAA
Messenger RNA from Saccostrea cuccullata (small rock oyster), 1065 nucleotides. RefSeq lists its product as uncharacterized. The transcript has 2 exons. Bases 148 to 1065 code for a protein of 305 amino acids. Lineage: Eukaryota; Metazoa; Mollusca; Bivalvia; Ostreida; Ostreidae. The record is from RefSeq and is a predicted model, not a curated record.